UAGGGUUCUCUGUGAUGUAGUUCGUACCCACCAUUUUUGUGUCAUGGAUUGGGUCAAUCGACAAACAGCCCAUGAACGCCCUGAUUUAUUGGAGUGGAGAAAGCGUCAAGGGAAGGCAGCAUGGUAUGGCCUUUGGUCAAUAAUAAUAGGUAGUAGCGUGACUUUUUCAGGCCUUUCGUUCUUCCGGCUGCAAAUACCCAAGAAGUACAUUCCACUUUUGUCUCUAACUGCUGGAGCUUGCUCUGGUUGGUAUGUUUCACACAGAAUUAUGAGGUCUUCCUCUCCAUCUGAUGUGGGUUCUGCUGUUCCAGACAUCAGUCAGUCAUUAGAGAACAAUGCAUCCACUAUGCAGGAAUCAAAAUUUGGAGACAAAGACUUCAUUAAAGAGUGAUAUAUCACCUGUGGUCUAUUAUGGUGUCCCUGUCUAUCACUUGUAGAAAGGGGUGUUUUAAUAAUUAAAUAUAUGGAUUGUUCAUAAAUGUUUGAAACAAUCAACCUUUUUUGUUAUAAUGUGGAUUGUACAUUAAUGUAAAAAAAAAAAAAAAUUCAAUCUUUUGCCAAUGCCAUAACAUCAGAAUGUUGUGUUACAGCAGAAUGAAAGACUGACUCAGCACAAUACUUAGUUUUGUUUCAUGUAAUUGUGUUCAAGUUAGUCACUCUGUCUAAAAGUAACUAUUCAUAAAAAAACAUGGAAGGUGAUGGAAAGGCAGUUGUGAGGCCCUGGUGGUUAAAAGGGCAGAGAAAGGAACAGAAGGGUUUAUUGUCAUGGUACACUAUGGGAGAAAACUUAAUUGAGCUAUUUGAGGUUAAGUCUUUAAAUUUGUUGGGGCCCUUGAACACACCUUGGAAUUUCCUUCUUUGGUUUUUUGUUAGGCCAACAUUAUCUCUCCCUGAUUUUACUUGUGUGAGAAUUCAAUGUUUUUAGAAAAAUUGGAGUAACUAACCACAGAGGAAAUUUUUCAAAUACUAAAAGAAACUACUACAUGAACCUGGGGGGCAAUUACAAUUUUAGUCUUUGAAAGGAUUUAAGAGUAUUAUCCAGUUUUCAUUGCGUUGAUUAAAGACCUUCUUUCUAUGAAUACCUACAUGUACCCAGUGUUGUUUGUGGUUUGUUCAAUAGCAUAGGUGAGGGGAAGUGAACCUUUGUUCAUAUCCUGUCUUUGGUAGAGAAAAAAACCUUUAUUGGCCAAGAUACACAACUUCAUUGCAUAAAUGCCCUGUUAUUUAUAGGUUGGAAUUGACAUCUUGGACUUGUCAUUCUUGCAUUUUUCAGAUCUUCUAUGUCUUUUGUGAUAAUUAUAAAACAUUAUGAGUUUACUUGAUUCCCAUUCCUGUUUUAAACUUGUAUAAUCAGUCAUUUUCCAUUAAAGGCCUAAUAUGGAA
Pocillopora damicornis (cauliflower coral) is the source of this 1383-nucleotide messenger RNA. RefSeq lists its product as uncharacterized. The record is from RefSeq and is a predicted model, not a curated record. Lineage: Eukaryota; Metazoa; Cnidaria; Anthozoa; Scleractinia; Pocilloporidae.